Molecule: messenger RNA, 2832 nt
Organism: Cladocopium goreaui
Lineage: Eukaryota; Dinophyceae; Suessiales; Symbiodiniaceae
Source: the annotation of a GenBank genome assembly
AUGCCAAGCAUGCUCAAGGAUGAAAAAACGUACGUCACAGGUGUCAGCAUUGGAGUCGACAGCGCCACAUUCGCCAGAUCCACCAGCUCUCCCGCCGUGGAUCGUACCCUGGACCCAGGUGACGCCGAGGACAUCGAUCUGCAAGUAGAGGUGGACACGGACUUUGAUCGUGCAGAGUUUCUGACCUAUGCAGGCGAUGGAUCUGUCGGUAAUGGCGGAAAGGCCUUAGCCGAGAAGUUCCAUCGAGCUGCUGGGCGACAUUGGGGCUUGGCCCGGACCUUGGCCGAGCAACUGAGUGGAAAGGACACGGCGCAACGCGCGGACGUGCAGGCUAAACGCGAGGCCUUGGAGGUGGCCUUGGAGGUGGCAACGCAGCUGCAGGUGCCCGCCGGGCGAACGAGGGACGUUUGGAUCGAACGCCAGUGUUGUCAGGCCCUGUUUCUGCUGGAAAAUUUGGCCUCUUUAUCGCCUGCUGGAGUCUUUGAAGAUGUCCUGGCAUCCACUACUGUGAAGACUCCCUUGGACUUCUUGGAUUUCCUCCUGCCCUUCAUCGACAUCGCAGCGGCACCUGUGGAAGCCCUGGCAAGGCGGUUGUUGGCGCCUGCGCCGUGGAUCGGCAAAAGUAUCACCCUGGAUGAUCUGAAGCGCUCAGAGGGCCUUCGCGGCUUACUGAUGAACUCCCAGGCCUUUUGCCAUCGUCACUGUGAAGACUUGGUGCAACGUUGGCGGAAGGAGUGUGCUGCAGAGCUCCAGGCCCUAUCGCACGUCCGAGCGCAAGCUCUGCAAGCGCAGCAGUUGAUUUCCAGCACUGCAGCACUGGCCUGUCAUUGCUACUUUGUUGGCUACUGCAUUCCAGAGAAUGAAGCAGAUCGCCGGCAGUUCCUCGGCGCGGCACCCGUUGAGGGAGGAGCCUGGAAGGAGUGGUUGCUGGCGUCCAUGUACCAGGCGCCCGUGGAGGAGCCACCGGAGCAGUUGUUUCAGGCUGCCAGCAGCAAUGAGCCCCUGGCCACCUUGAUUCGCAGGAUCUGGCAAGAGCCCAAGGAAGAGCUGGAAAUCAUGAAGACCUUGGAGCACUUUGGGGAUGUGAAGAAAUCCUUCACGCCCUGUGAAGACUUCUACGAUACCACCGCGUAUCCGCCCUGGCACAAAGGUGUUGAAUGUCUGGGCGUCCUUCCUAUGCCAUUGGAAGAACAUCUUCAACAUCUGUGUCCAUCUUGGCAUCCUCCAGAGGUCCUGCAGACACCGCAGAUUUUGGUGGCGGGCUGUGGAUCAGGUCACCAGGUGGCCGUUGAACUUCGCAGCUACAACGGCGCCAGAGUGUUGGCCUUGGAUGUCUCCGCCAAGACUGUGGCCGUGGCGUACCGGAAACUCAAAGAGACUCUGUCGCCCGAGGAGUUUGCGCGGGUGAGCUUCAUGGUGGGCGACAUCCAGGAACUUUCACCAGGUCAUGCUGCCUUUAAAAAUGGUUUCGACCUUGUGGUCUGCUGUGGGGUUCUGCAUCACCUUCCAGAUCCCGUGGUGGGCUUGCAACGCCUGGCUUCGGUGCUGAAGCCCAAAGUUGGCGUUUUGCAGUUGGCGACCUACUCCACCUUAAGCCAUCGCACUUGGCAAAGUUCCAAGGAUUGGCUCCGAGAACUGCUCCAUCUUUUGCCAGGUAGACAACCUACAGCUUCGGAGGUGCGCCGCCUCCGUUUCGAAGUGCUGAGACCUGGCGAGGAACGGCCUGACGCCGCAUCGACCUUGCUCCAUUUCCCUGAAUUCUACACCUUUGCGGGCCUUUUGGACCUCAUUUUCCACCCACUUGAAAGGACAUUCACCUUGAUAGAGUUGUUGGAAGAUGUCAUUCCAUCUUCAAGGUUGACACCCUUGGGUGUAUUCUUCUUGGACGUGAACGCCGACCUUGCGGCGCGGCGCCGCUUUCGCAGCACCUUCGGUGGGGAGGACAUGAGUGACCUGCGCAAGUGGCACGAGCUGGAGGAGGCAGAGCCAGAUCUCUUCGGUCGCAUGCAUGGAAUUUUCCUAGGUUUUAACAGUUUCCGGGAGGAGUUAGUGACCGUGUUGACCCUGUGGCUCUUACGAUCCUCAUUUCUGACCAGCGCCAUGUUGCGGUCGUUGGUGAGAUGGGCACCACAUUUGAAGCCCCGAGUGAAGGGGGGCGUCAUACCUUUCCACCAACGGAUCCGAAAGGAAGAAAAUGAAAAGCGCUAUAGACAGUUGCCUUUCCUGCGCAUUAGCAAAGAGAUGUCCAUGUGGCCCUCUCCUCCCGAUCCACGGGAUGUGGACCGCAAAUUGGUGAGAAUUGAUCUGGCGAAGGAGAUGGGGGUCCGAGUUGGAGACCGCGUGCGGGUGCUCUACGGCAGCGAGAAGGGGAAGUAUGGUGUGAUCAGUCGCAUCCUGCAUGACAAGAAUCAGGUCAUCGUCAACGGAGUGAGCCUCAAAAGAAGUUUCUGGCACCCCGAGCCUGGCCCCGGAAAACCCUCCCUGGUGACGGUGGAAUGUCCCAUCCACAUCACCAAUGUGGCGCUGAUCGAUCCGGUGACCAAGCAGCCCACGAGGGUCAAGAGGAGAUACACCAUGAACGGCAAGGGCAUCCGCAUCUCCAAGGUCUCUGGCUGCGCCAUGCCGGAACCCGUCCCGGUGGGACCCAACGAACGGGAGCUGCUGUGGAAAAAACGCGAGGAGAAUGUCCUCCGACAAGGCAAAGAGAGACGUGGACCUCCAAAGGAGGACAUCUUCGGCAACAAGGAACAUUUCAAAACCUUGGUCCGCUUGGUGCGCGAGCGCCGAGCUGUUCAGACGGCGCGCUCCCAGGAGGUGGAUGACCAGCUGUAA